AUGCGUCAGGGAGAUCAUCAGUUAUUCAACGAAUACGCUACAAAUAAGAGUGCUGCCGCAGCAAACUGCGAAGAUAUGCAGAUUCAUAAGGAUAUUCUGACCCAGUUCAUUAUCACCGGCGCGAAGCCAUAUCUCCAGCAAGAAUGGGAAAUGGACCGCGAGCAACCGAAAGCUCUCAGGGAUAUUAUCGACCGGUUUAUUGCAUACAAACGAGGCAAUAUGCGUGGUACCCGUAUCAGAGGUGCCAUACAGGACCAAGGAGAUCCAAUGGAUCUAAGUGCAAUGCCGACCACCUCUGGCCGUUCGCGAAACCGCCGUCCGAAAAAGACCCUGAGAGACGCCUGUUUUGGCUACGGACGAUCAGGACACUUCAAAAGAGACUGUCCGCAAGCUAAACCGGCGGAAAACUAG
Molecule: messenger RNA, 411 nt
Organism: Penicillium cosmopolitanum
Lineage: Eukaryota; Fungi; Ascomycota; Eurotiomycetes; Eurotiales; Aspergillaceae
Exons: 1
Coding region: 1-411 (136 amino acids)
Molecular function (GO): zinc ion binding; nucleic acid binding
Source: RefSeq, a predicted model, not a curated record